This is a messenger RNA of Dictyostelium discoideum AX4, 501 nucleotides long. RefSeq names its product S60 ribosomal protein L12 (gene rpl12). The record is from RefSeq and is a predicted model, not a curated record. NCBI's taxonomy places the organism in Eukaryota, Evosea, Eumycetozoa, Dictyosteliales, Dictyosteliaceae. Gene Ontology annotation, molecular function: structural constituent of ribosome. The transcript has 2 exons. Gene Ontology annotation, cellular component: ribosome. Gene Ontology annotation, biological process: translation. The coding region runs from base 1 to 501 and encodes 166 amino acids.
AUGCCUCCAAAAGUAGAUCCAAGCGAAAAAGUUGAAGUCUUCCUCAGAGUAUGUGGUGGUGAAGCUGGUGCUAUGUCCACCCUUGCACCAAAACUCGGUCCACUCGGUGUUUCACCAAAGAAAGUUGGUGAUGAUAUCGCUAAAGCCACUCAACCAUGGAAAGGUAUGAAGGUUUCAGUCAAAUUGACCAUUCAAAAUCGUAUUGCUGUCCCAGAAGUUUUACCAUCUGCUUCAGCAUUGGUCAUCAAAGCCUUAAAAGAGCCACCAAGAGACAGAAAGAAGGAAAAGAACAUUAAACACAACGGUAACAUCCCAUUAGAAGAAAUCUGCAAAAUCGCCAAGACCAUGAGAUUCAAAUCUUUAGCUGUUGACUUCAAAGGUUCAGUCUUAGAAAUCUUAGGUACUGCUCACUCUGUUGGUUGUAAAGUCAAUGGUAAAUCACCAAGAGAUAUCCAAGCUGGUAUCCAAUCUGGUGAAAUCGAAGUUGUCGAACCAAAAUAA